This is a messenger RNA of Torulaspora delbrueckii, 975 nucleotides long. RefSeq names its product protein-transporting protein BCP1 (gene BCP1). Lineage: Eukaryota; Fungi; Ascomycota; Saccharomycetes; Saccharomycetales; Saccharomycetaceae. The transcript has a single exon. Gene Ontology annotation, cellular component: nucleus. The record is from RefSeq and is a predicted model, not a curated record. Bases 1 to 975 code for a protein of 324 amino acids.
AUGCGAAACUUUUCGUUAUUCUUCAUUAUUGACAAUUUAAAAUUUCACGCUCGCAUGAAAAGUUUGAAAAAUGAUGAGCUCAAGAUCAUCGACAAUCAACGUCUUCCAAACCCCCCAUAUAAGCCAUUCACAAUGGUUCAACCAGUUAAAUUGUCAGAAUUGAGCAACAGGAAAAGGCGUGCCAAUGAAGAAGAGGCAAGUGAAGAGUCUGAAAUUGACGUGAGCAGCACAGAUGACUCUCAGGACUCUGAUGAAGACGAAGCGGAAGAGAUCGUCAAUAUCGAUUUUGAUUUCUUCAAUGGGAACCCAGAAGUCGAUUUUCAUGCGCUCAAGAACCUAAUGCGUCAAUUAUUGGGCCCUCAGGAGAGCACUCGUGUACAGAUUAGUCAACUGGCUGACUUAAUUCUCGAAUCCCCAACUACAACUAUCAAGACCGAUGGCGAAGAGUCCGAUCCUUAUUGUUUCCUAUCCUUUGUAAACUAUAAAGAACACCGUGAUAGUGACUAUGCCAAGUAUCUACACAAGGUGGACCCCAAACUUUCAUCUUUCCUGCAAACAAUCGACGCCAACGAGAAAAAAUCAUGCGCUCUAGUGCUCAGCGAACGUUUAAUUAAUAUGCCCGCAGAAGUGAUCCCACCACUGUUCAAGAUAACCCUCGAAGAUGUCACCAAGACUCUCGGUGACGACAAACACUACGAUUUCUUCGUAAUCGUUAGCAGGAAAUACGAAGUCAACUUCGAUCAGGACAGUGAUGAUGAUAGCGACGAAGAAUCCAACAAAAGAUCUAAGAAACGUGUCAAACAAGCCGAAUUGGAUUUUUUCCAUCCAGAAGACCGUUACUCGAGAAAUACUCAAAAUUUCACCACGAUUCGUCAAGUAAAAAAGGAAAUUGUCAACUCCUAUACAAUCGUUGACCACCAGGGACUCGUCAAGAGCAUCCAGGACCUCGAGCAAGAGAUUCAAACCUGGCAAUGA